AUGGCGUCUACGAAUACGAAAAGUGUGCCUAUGGAAACUUCUGAUGUUACAACGACGACUUCAACUGUUAAUGUUCCAGAGACGACUAGUGUAGUUUCCGAAAGUGAGCCAAUAAUUACCGAAACAGUUACAAUUACUGAUACAAUAAUGUCUAGUGAGGACUUGGAGAAUACAAUACCUACUUCCACUACGCCCGUUAUAACUGAACAUAUGAUGUACACUCCUAUUGUGACAACUGAAACCAAAGUAUCCACGCCUAAUGUAACUGAAAUCGUGGAAUCAAAGUUGGAAUCGGUUACUAAAAGUGAGCCAACGAGGAAAACGGAUGAAGCUAUAAACGAUAAUGAUAAUGUUAUAUCAUCGGCUACAACAAAUGAAUUUGUAGAAACCAAUCUUGUAAAAGAUUCUUCGGAAGAACCUGGGGGGAAAGUUGAACAAAACGAAUCAAAUGAAAAUGAAAAUGAGAAUAUGAGAUCUAUUUCCAAUAGCUCCAAUUAUACUACUGACGCAAAUAUUCCCAAUGAAGACUUUGGUCGAAAGCCGUCUAGUACGCGACUUAAGAGAAGUAAAACUAAAAUUAAAAAUCGUAUCUCAACCGGUAAAGUACGUAGAAUUUAUUCUAAUAUAGAUUUACCAAAAGAGGACCUUGACCGAAAGGGUAGACCAAAGGCUAGAUAUGUUACCAAUAAAAUUGUCACUUCCAAGUAUACUACGUGGACUUUCUUACCUAAAAAUUUAUUUGAACAAUUUCGAAGAGCUGCAAAUUUAUAUUUCUUGUUCAUGGCUAUACUUGGUAUGAUACCAAUUAUUAGUGUCAACAAUCCAAUUUUGACAUUGCUUCCUCUGUCAACUGUCGUCUUCUUUACUGGACUUAAGGAUGCCAUUGAGGAUCGAAAUAGACAUCAUAUUGACAAACAAUUUAAUAGCGCGAUAUGCUAUCAUCUUCAAAAUUUUGUUAACGUUAAUUAUCCAAGAAAGCAAAAGGUACCGUUUUGGAAAAGGAUGAUUCUUAGAAUUAAAUCCUUAUUUAACAGUUCAUCCACAAGUCCAACAGAUGAUGCUCCUCCACAGGGCAUAAUAGAAGAUCUAAGUUCUGUUAAUAAUGAUGAUUCACCUCCAUCCGAACCCUCGAAUGAAAAACAUGGAUCUCCUAUAUUCAGAAAAGUCAUGUGGAGGAAUGUUCGUGUCGGAGACUUUUUGUUCCUUAGGAAUAAUGAUGCUGUACCGGCUGACUCCAUUAUUCUGUCUACAUCUGAGCCUGAAGGAACUUGUUUUGUGGAAACAAAAGAUCUUGACGGUGAAACUAACUUGAAACCUCGUCGGUGUGUUCCUGACACAAGUCAAAUAUGCUCCCCUGAAGAUUGUGUCAAAGCCAAUUUUUACGUUGAUUCAGAAGCCCCAAAUUCAAAUUUAUAUUCUUAUAGUGCAACUUUGGUCAUGACUGAACCAGAUGAGGAUCAUACUUCGACAUCAGCCGAAAGGCCUUCUUCACCAAGAAGUAGCAUCGCUCUUUCAGAACGUAAAUGGAAACAGCGAAAGACUAUUCCUGUUGACAUCAACAAUUUAUUAUUGAGAGCUCAUGUGAUCCGUAAUACAGAAUGGGUUAUUGCUAUAACUGUAUUCACUGGUGUUGAAACUAAAAUUAUGCUCAAUUCUAGUGAAACACCAAGCAAACGUAGUAGAAUUGAAAAAGAAAUGAAUCGCGAGGUUAUUCUUAAUUUUUUCGUUCUCAUAAUUCUUGGUUUGAUUUGUGCAAUUGGCAGCGCGUUAUCGACAGAGGCAUUAAAAAAUCGUGCCGGUGAUGUUGCUGUCAAUAAUCUGGAUUCAAAUCGUGAUGGUGUUUUUGUAGCCGCAUUCAUUACCUUUAUGGCAAGUUUGAUUAUAUUUCAAAACAUCAUUCCAAUUUCUUUAUAUAUUUCAAUUGAGUUUGUUAAGUUAUGGCAAGCUUAUUUCAUUUAUAAUGACUUACAAAUGUGGGAUGAUGAUUCUCAGACCGCCGCUGUUCCAAAAUCGGCAAGUUGGAAUUUAUCAGAUGAUCUGGGACAAAUUGAAUAUAUAUUUUCUGAUAAAACCGGUACAUUGACCCGUAACAUCAUGGAGUUUCGUCAAUGUUCAAUUGAUGAUAAAGUUUAUGGUAGAAAUGGUUGGGGUGGUAAAACAGAUGCUGAGAAAGGGAAAGAGUUGAUUCAAGGAGAACAAAAUGUGGAGAAACAAGAUCUGGAUCAAAAAGAAAUUUUUAAUCAAUAUUUAAAUGAAUUAAAAAAAACAUUUGAGCCUAAAUAUUCGAGCACAGAUCCGAACUUUUUAACAUUUGUUGAUCCUGAAAUCUAUAAAGAUUUAAGGGGUGAAAAUGAUGAAACGAGCGAUGACGUCGGGGAAGAAUCAAAUUCCGGUGGGAAAUUAGAGCAUAAGCGCAAAAGGUCUAAUUUGUUGAGAGAAUUUUUUACCUUGUUAGCAGUAUGUCAUACUGUUGUAGUGGACGAAAUCCCUUCUGUAGCAGAUUCUGAAAGUCAAGGAUCAGGUAGUAGUAAUAAAAGAAAAACUUCAAAUAAUGAGGCCACACCUGAAGAUACUAGUGAUCCAAAUUUGGAUGAAAAUAUUGAAGAUCAGAAUCAUUCAAACCUUGACCCUACUAAAAAAAAACUUAAAAGUUCACUUAAACAAAUAUUACCGUCAUUCAAAAAACUUGAAUCAGCUCUAAGUCCUCUUCCUAAUGGUACUACAAAAUCCAUUCCAAUCGAUAGAACGGUUGUUAAAAAUAUUGUUUACAAAGCAGAAUCGCCUGACGAGGCGGCCCUUGUAGCAGCAGCAAAAAACGUUGGAUUUUCAUUCUUAUCACGAACGGCAAACACUCUUACGGUUGAUAUUCUUGGUAAGGAGCACAUUUUUGAAAUUUUAAACACAUUAGAAUUCAAUUCAACGCGUAAGAGGAUGAGCGUGAUUGUUCGUCGUCCGGAUGAAUUGGGCGGUGGUAUUGUAUUAUUUUGUAAAGGAGCUGACAAUGUCAUUAUGGAAAGAUUGGCUAAAGGUCAAGAAGAAUUUGUUGAGGUUACAAAUCAGGAUAUUGAAGAUUUUUCAAAUGAUGACUUAAAUGAAGCGCAAUACAACUCAUGGUCAAGGAAAUAUAACGAAGCCGCAUCCUCAUUGACAGAUCGUUCCGAAAAAAUUGAUGCUGUUUCUGAACUUAUUGAAAAUGAACUUAUUCUUUUGGGUGCAACCGCUAUCGAAGAUAAACUUCAAGAAGGUGCUCCAGAAUGUAUUGCAUCUCUUCGUGAGGCCGGUAUUAAAGUUUGGGUAUUGACUGGUGAUAAGUUGGAAACAGCAAUUAAUAUUGGAUUUGCUGCGCAAUUAUUAACAAAAGAGAUGAGACUCUGGAUUGUGAGAGGUUCCAAUAAAGAAAGUGUCAUGAAUCAGUUCAAUAAUGUAGCUGGUUCACUCAUAGGUGAUCAAAGCGUUAAAAGAUUCACGGAAGAUAGAGAGGAAAUUCCACCCAUAACAGAAGGAGAAGUUCACGCAUUUGUGGUCGAUGGCGCAGCAUUAGCACAUUUGUUAGAUAAUGAUACGGUUCGACAACAAUUAAUUCAAUUAUCAAAUGUUUUCCAUUCCGUUAUAUGUUGUCGCGUGAGUCCUCUUCAAAAAGCUAUGGUAGUUGAGUUGAUUAGAAGAGGGAAAAGGUCAACAACAUUAGCAAUUGGCGAUGGAGCUAAUGAUGUCAGCAUGAUUCAAGCCGCGAAUGUCGGUGUCGGCAUAUCUGGACAAGAAGGUGUCCAGGCAGCGAUGGCAGCUGAUUAUUCCAUUGCACAAUUCCGGUUUCUUAGGACACUUUUGCUAGUUCAUGGACAUUGGGAUUAUCUGAGAAUUUCAGAGAUGAUACUAAACUUCUUUUAUAAAAAUGUGAUUUGGGUAUUUCCGGUGUUAUGGUAUCAAAUAUACUGUUUUUUUGUACAGUUAUAUAAUAUGUUAUUUACUGUGGCACCGGUUAUUAUAUUAGGAGCAACAGAUCAAUCAGUUGGGCAACGAUAUUGUCUACGAUAUCCAAGUAUUUAUACCCUGGGAAUAAAACAAGCAAGAUAUUCAAAAGUAUUAUUUGGAUUAUAUUUCCUCGAUGGUAUAUGGCAAUCAUUGGUGGUAUAUUUCACAUUUAAUUAUAUUUACUCCUUAUCAACAAAUAUCACAUCAGCUGACGGAACUCCAGCAGGAACAAUAGAAUUUAGUACAGCAGUAGCGGUUACAGUAGUUGUAAUCGCAAAUUUAUUUAUUGGAUUUAACACAUAUUAUUGGACAUGUCCAAUACUUGGCAUAGGACAACAAUUGUUUAGCGAUGUAGUAUUUUGGUUUGGCAUGCUAUUUGCUAUAUUUGUGGCCGGAUUACCGAGAUAUUUUGUAUUGUUCCUUAAGCAAUGGUGGUAUCCUGAUGAUUUAGAUAUCGUUCGACAAAUUAGAAAAAAGGAGAAAACCGACAAGAAAAAGAAUGAAAAACGACCCGAAUCUAAUGAUAAACAACCAGUCAUUAAUUAG
Funneliformis mosseae is the source of this 4518-nucleotide messenger RNA. The record is from the annotation of a GenBank genome assembly. NCBI's taxonomy places the organism in Eukaryota, Fungi, Glomeromycota, Glomeromycetes, Glomerales, Glomeraceae.